GGUUUUUUUGGGGUUUUUUUGUCCCCCCCAGGAGCGCUGAUGCUGCAGCUGGACCCGGAGUCGUACAGUACGUGUCUCCAGCUGGCCCAGUUGCAGCUCCGGGUGCGGGAGGCGCUGGCCGAGCGAGAGCGGCUGCUGCGGGCGCGGGAGGCCCGGAAAGCCGCCAAGGCCACGCCCACAGAAACAUCAAUCACUGCCAAGGCCACGCCCACAGAAACGUCAAUCACCACCAAUGCCACGCCCACUGAAGUGCCAAUCACCACCGAGGCUCCACCCCCUCUACCACAGGCCCCGCCUACUCCGGAUCCAGCCCCGCCCCCUCCUGAGCUCUCCAAUUUCUCCCCGACCUCCUCCUUGCCCUGCGCGCCCGCGGGCACCGCCCCGAGAGCGUCGGGGGGCUGCGGAUCCUGGGGGGGUCCCUGCGGGGUCCCCUCACCAAAAUGGGCGGAAAAAUCAAAACCUGGAGGCGCCGCUGGUUCCACCUGGACCCCACCAGGAGGGUCCUGGCCUAUUACGGGGACCAAGCCCAGACGAAGCUCAAGGGCGUCAUUUACUUCCAGGCCAUCGAGGAAGUUUGGUACGACCCCGGGCGCGUGGCCGGAAAGCGCAGGAGGGGCAGCAACAGGAAGGGGAGGAGCCACCCGGGCCCGCCCAGGGCUUGGCCCCGCCCCACCGGCCCUUUGACCCCGUCCUUGCGCCCCAUUGGCCGGCUGUGUACCACGUGACCGGCAGCCAUUUUGUCACCGGAAGCCAUUUUAUCCUCGGUGGCCAUUUUGUCUUCAGCGGCCAUCUUGUCUCCGGAAGCCAUUUUGUCACCGGAAGCCAUCUUGUCCCCGGAAGCCAUUUUGUCACCGGAAGCCAUUUUGU
Messenger RNA from Catharus ustulatus (Swainson's thrush), 867 nucleotides. It is a transcript of the gene PHLDB3, whose product is annotated as pleckstrin homology like domain family B member 3. The transcript has 7 exons. NCBI's taxonomy places the organism in Eukaryota, Metazoa, Chordata, Aves, Passeriformes, Turdidae. The record is from RefSeq and is a predicted model, not a curated record. The coding region runs from base 40 to 684 and encodes 214 amino acids.